Messenger RNA from Leptidea sinapis, 5596 nucleotides. RefSeq names its product ras-responsive element-binding protein 1-like. Gene Ontology annotation, biological process: regulation of transcription by RNA polymerase II. The record is from RefSeq and is a predicted model, not a curated record. The coding region runs from base 201 to 4058 and encodes 1285 amino acids. NCBI's taxonomy places the organism in Eukaryota, Metazoa, Arthropoda, Insecta, Lepidoptera, Pieridae. Gene Ontology annotation, cellular component: nucleus. Gene Ontology annotation, molecular function: RNA polymerase II cis-regulatory region sequence-specific DNA binding; DNA-binding transcription activator activity, RNA polymerase II-specific. The transcript is spliced from 6 exons.
CUCGCCGUGCGAGGUUGUCGCCCAAGAUGCGUUGAACCACGCGGUACAGUGCCUUAGAAAAAGCUUUUGUGUAGACUGAGAGAUUAUUUAUCUGUGCCCAAAGUUUUGUGAAGUGACACCGGGAAACCUUGGACUUUUCUUAAAUUCUAGCAUUGGCUGAUAGCGCAAAAUUAUCCACAAUUAGGCGAGGUGCGCCGGCCAUGCAAGGAGCCGCUAACGCCCCAGCAGCCUCCGCGGCAGAGCCUCCUGCUACACAACAAAUCAAAACAGAAGUUAUAAGUGAAGCGAAAUUUGAUGCAGACGAAGUAGAAAUGAAGAUAGAAACACGGGCGCAGAGGACUACGAGUAUAGACAGUGAUAAUCGCUCGGAUAGGAGUGAUGAUGAUGACUGCAGGCGUGCACGGAAGCGUGCUGCUUCAUCGUCACCUUCACCGAUGCCCUUGGACAAAAGAAUAGCGCGAUUCGAAAGCUCAAAGUGUCUCCAGAAAUUCGAUUCCGCAAAUGCAUUUGACGUUCAUAGGUUUACAGCACACGCAGAAGAUACCAAAGCAAAUUAUGAAGAUCGUACUUACGACUUUUCGCAUAAAAAAUUCUCAGAAAUAAGAAAUAUCAUCGAACGUAACCCGCAAAAUUUGACUGUGCAUGAUCAGAUAUAUAGAUGUGAAUUUUGUUCAAGAGACUUCCCCUGCGUGCAGGUGUUAGAACUUCACAGGAAAACAUGUUCGUCUUCGAUCAAUUCCAGCCCAGAAAGGGAUCGACGCGAAGACUUUUUUGCCAAAUUAGAUUUGAGGAACAGGUCAUUUGGCAUUCCUGGGACGUUAACCCCUCCAAUGGAAAGAUUCACCCCUAAAUUUGAUGAAACACACAUCGGCAAUGGUAUCAGACAUAUCGAUGCAGCUAGAGAUUUGGCAGAUAUUCAAUCAAUUCUUAAUGUCACAUCAGCUGGAAGCCUUUUAGAAAGACUAACUGGUACCAGAGUCUCCCUUGAAAACUCAGUUCUUACUCCACCUGAUACUAUUAGUAAAGAUCGCGAACAAGAAGAAACUCAAGAUAAUUUUGCUGCUGAAUUCAGACGCAUGAAAUUGCGUGGAGAGUUCCCGUGUAGGUUGUGUCCCGCUAAAUUCCCAAAUUUAAGAGCUUUGAAAGGACAUAACAGAGUACAUUUAAGUGGCACAGGCCCAGGACCUUAUCAAUGUAAUAUGUGCCCGCAUGCAUCGCUUGACAAAGCAGCAUUAGUUCGUCAUAUGCGAACACAUAACGGAGACCGACCAUACGAAUGCGCUGUUUGCAACUAUGCCUUUACAACUAAAGCAAAUUGUGAAAGACACUUGAGAAAUCGUCAUGCCAAAGUUACAAGGGAGGAUGUUAAGCGAUCUAUUAUAUAUCACCCAUCUGAAGAUCCUAACAACGACGAGGUUAAUUCAAAACUUGCAAGAGAGGAAGUUAAAAGAUCUUUGGCUUUCCACACUCCAGAGGUUGAAAGACGCCACGAAAAUUCUGGUCGAGAAACUCCGCUCACUCAUUAUGCACCUCCGUUUAUUGCCGAGAGACAUCCGGUAACUUCAUUGGCUAAGGCUUUGCCAGACACGCCUACAUUGACGCCACGAGAAACUGAUCAAACAAUACCAAGAAUCAAAGUUAAAGGUAUUGGACAGCUGACACAAAUACCAGAAUUCAGGCCACCGGAUAUCACGUAUAAGACAAAUGACGUUCAACCCGAUUCGUACAAUGAUGAUGCACCUGUGGAUCUGAGUACAAGUGAUAAUAACAGUUGCGAUGUACUUGAUCUGAGUAAGAAAAAGCGAGAUAUUGAAGAAGAGGAACCGAAAGCUCCUUCCCAACCUAUUUUUGAUGCCUCCGCUGCAGCUGCCGCUGCUGCUUUUGAAAAGACAAGAUUUCUACUUGCCCAACAAAGACUCUUCGAAUCAUCAUUACCAAAAAUAGACCCUGCCUAUUAUGCUACACAGCUUUCUCAACUCUACGCCGGUGCAGUACCUGGUUUGCCAGGACUGCCGAUACCACCAUCAUUUCCUAUUAAUCCUUAUUUUCUACAAUCUUCUUUUUUCCCCCACCCUACUGAUUCACAAGAACUUGCCGAAAUAAAACAACGUAUCCAAAAAGAAAUUAUUCGGGGUUUGAGCAUGUCCGGGGGUAGGUUAGUUUCGCCUGAUCAAGAAAUACAGCCUAAGCAAGAGCCAGAAGAUGAAGAUCAGAAACCAUUACAAGUGACAACGACUCCUACACCGCCGCCGCUUCCAGAAUCUCCACGUCCUAUACCAACAAAUGCUGCACCGCAAAACGAUUCUGUAAAAAUGGUGAUUAAAAACGGAAUACUUAUGCCUAAGCAAAAGCAAAGAAGAUAUCGUACUGAACGCCCUUUCUCUUGCUCCCAAUGCUCCGCACGUUUUACUUUACGUUCAAACAUGGAAAGACAUGUUAAACAACAGCAUCCACAACACUGGAGUGUCAGGAGACCAGCCCCUAGAGCGCCACCGCCAUAUCCUGGCUCAGAAAAUCUCUCCGACCGGGUUAAAUAUGCUUUAUUAGCUCGCCACCUGGAACGACCAUCACAAAUAGAUCGGUCUCCUGUUAGAAGAGAUUCAGAUGAAGUCGCUGACAAUGAAGAAGAUGAAGAGGAUACUUUGGUGAUAGAUGAAGAACCUGAAGAUAAUAAGUCUGAUGAACAUACUGCUGCACAUCGAGCCGCGGCUGAAAUAUUGAUGGCUACACGCCAUCAAGAGCUCAGCAAAGAUUUCGAUUUGAAAAUUGCUGGAAGUCUUAUCAAUAAACCUAUACCUAUUCCUAUAGAAAAAAAUGAAACUGGGACAGAUCCUAUACCUUUAAACAAAGACAUUCAAUCUGUUGUUCCAACUCGCAGUGACGAGGAAGAAGACGAAGAAGGACUUGUAGCUUCUACUAGUGAAGGAAAUAUCUCGGGCAGCGACGAAAAUAAGUCCGAGUCAGAUACUGGCACACAACCUCCAAAAAAGAAGUCUGCAUACAGCCUAGCACCAAAUCGUGUGUCGUGUCCAUACUGCCACCGGAAAUUCCCCUGGUCAUCGUCUCUUCGCCGCCACGUCCUGACCCACACGGGCCAGAAACCUUUCAAAUGCCCACACUGUCCACUUCUUUUCACGACGAAAUCAAAUUGCGAUCGUCACCUCCUGAGGAAGCAUGGCGGUUCAGCUAAAGCGAUUCUAACCGAACCCCUCCCGGAUGCUCCUCCAACUUCCACGGAUCGAGCGGUCCCCGAGCGACCUUACAAAUGCUCAUCAUGUCCCACAAGCACAUUUUCAUCUAUAGAAACACUAAAAAAGCACGUUGCCUCCCGCCAUUCCAAUUCGCAACCACCGUCCCCGAAUCCAGAAGAAGAAACAGAUUCAAGUUUGGUCUUCAAAUGCCAUCUCUGCGAAGCGUCGUUUGGUGAAAGAAAUGGAGCUUUGGGACAUUUAGCUUCGAGCCAUCCGACAGAAUAUGAACAGUUGGUGACCAAGGGUGCCUUAGACGCUGCUAGUGACAAGAGCGAAAGUGCUGACGACGACGAAAGAGGAAAGUUCCCUGACCAUGCUAAUAGAAAGGUGGUAUGCGCUUUCUGCGUACGUCGCUUCUGGUCGGCAGAAGACCUUCGUCGCCACAUGCGUACACACUCCGGGGAACGCCCGUUUGCCUGCGACCUGUGUCGCCGCCGCUUCACUCUGAAGCACAGCAUGCUGCGACACCGCAAGAAGCACCGAGAGGAAGCCACCGAUGACGAGGAAACAACACCGCCAAGCACCCCUAAUGAUGCUGUCAACGGUUUCCGUUACCAUGACGACGACGGUUCUGGCAACGAGAUCCCCAGUAACGUUAACAACAACAACUCUCCACCCUCACUCCCCUACGAGAAGAAACUCCAGCUCAACGUGACGUCACGCAAGUACUCGUCCGAGGUUGAAAACGAAGCAGAACAGGGCGGCGAUUUGAUCGGAAAACUACUGGGCAUCCCCGACAAGACAAUAAUUAACAAACUUCUCUCUUCAGCCGACGAAGCUGCAAAAUUCCUUGGAGUGAACAAAUGAGAAUACGCUUUAGUCCUCGUGGCUCCAGCCAGGCUUAUUUUGGCACCGCGAGGACUAAGAAUUACCACAAACCAAACAUCGAAUCAACCAACGCCAUCUAGUAGCGAAUAGUUAAACUUUGUAUAUAAAGAUGAUUUAUUAGGACGCUCACUUAACGGACCGCUUUCAAGUAACACUUUGUCUUGGGUCACUUUGACAGUUGUCGAAAAGUUUUUAUAAAUACCUGUUUCGUCAAUUUGACGUAGGGUUAGUUUAAACUGCGGCUGUAACUCUUUUCAUAUUAUGCAAGUGUGGAUUUAUCUCAACACUUUAGUUAAUCGUAUAAGUAAAUUAUAUAGGUGCCUUAGAAUGCCUUAUUGUAUAUUAUACCGUCCUAUAAUGCCUUAAAAUGUGGGUGGCGACAAACGAAAUAUUUGUAAUAGAUUAGUGCCAGUAAAGUACAUCAGCUAAUUCGUAUAGUUUUAGUGUAUCAUUUUUUAAGUAGUUUCUAUUUAUGCAUUUUCAUCUAGUCGGUUGAAAAUUUUCACAUUUCAUUUCCAAUAUCGUUCGUUCAGCCAAAUAUUUCGCAAAUCCAAAAUUGUCUAGUCAAUGUUUCACGUACUAUUAUGAAUUAAUAAGCUAAAUAACCAAAUCAAUAGUUUCAGAUAAGGAUAGCUUGUAACCUCACAUUAUCCUACCAAUGAAUAGGUAAUAAGUAAAAAUAGGUCUUAAUAUAUACUAGCCUUGUACUUAAAUUUCUCUCUUCUAUACUUUUUACGUGUUAAAUGUUUCUUUUCGUUUUACUGUAUUUUAUAGUAUUCGUUGUAAAAAGCUAUCUUUAGUUAACUAAGUACUUUAUUUUGCUCAAAUUUAUGGCAUUUCUUUCAAAAGACUAAAUUGUUAAGUUGCAUUAAGAUCUCGUUUUAUAUUUAACCAAAGUUAAUGGUGGACAGAUGUUUACCAAUUGUGAAUUUUUGACAAUUUUUUGAACGCUGUUAUAGAGGACUUUUUUAUUUUUUAAGCUUUUCUAUGUUUAGGUUUUGGUGCAGCAAUAUUUAAUAUAAUAGGUGGGUUAUAAACUCGUUAGGUUUCGUAUAAGUUAUAGGUAAGUGAAAUUCUGUCUCCUUUUGUGGAUUGACGAAUUAUCAUACGCUAGAAUAUACCUAAGCCCAAAAGCUUUGUAAUAUAAUAACGCAUAUUAUAUAAACCAAAAAUAUAUUAGAAGUUAAUCUAAGAUAUUAUGUAGUUUUGUUUAUCGCAAAAGUUUUAUGAUAAAGCAAUAAAUUUUAAAUAUAUUCUUACAUAGUUAUGUAAAGUUUUUUUUAUGUUAAUAAAUAGAUGUACUAAUAAUUAUAUUGAUUUUCAAUGCGACGAUCCUACUAUGCGUCAAUUAUAAUGUAUAAAUUAAAGAAUAUUAUGUUGUAAUUUAUUUACUUAUAAACUUAAAUAACAUAGCGAUAAUGCUAUGACUAGGAUUAGAAUUAUUUCGUACUUACUAGAAUGUAAUUUUGGGAAUAAGUAAUUAUAAAAUUGGCAACACCGCUUGGCCUUUCAACGUA